Linum trigynum is the source of this 3259-nucleotide messenger RNA. NCBI's taxonomy places the organism in Eukaryota, Viridiplantae, Streptophyta, Magnoliopsida, Malpighiales, Linaceae. The record is from the annotation of a GenBank genome assembly.
GUGGCCCAGAGGUGGCAUCCACCAUCGUCGUUUUUCCUCUUGGAUUGGGUUCCUUUUGGGGCAAGUAACGCUUCUUGGAAAUUUGGGCUUGACUUGAGCGACUUUGGGCUGACGGUAAAUGGACCCAUCUUGAGGCCAUAGCCGAUUCCUUCUCCGGAUUGGACCGAGUUUACUACAGUGGGCUCCUCUUGGGCUCCAGUUAAGACUUCCAGUAAACUCCUCUCCUUUAGGCUUCAUCUUAUAGGUGAAAACACCAUUGAUUUUCUCAGAUAUGCUCCAUUGAUCCUCCAUAAUUGUCCAAGCUUCUAUCCAAAUUACACUAGAUUGUAUUAUACCUUGAAAAGCACAGAAACAUACCAAAAAGGUAUAAAAGGAUUCAAAAACACAACCUAUGUUUAAUAAUAGCUAAUUAAUCAAAUAGAUAUGAUAUUCAUAUGAAUUCAAGUCAAAAUUCUAAAGAUGCAUUGAUAGAAGGGGAAAUGUAUCAAGUAUGGGAGUGAGAAGCACUAUAAUUUGAGUGUUAUCAUUUUCAGUCGUGAAGUACUGAACUUGGUCGCAGCUUCUGCUUCGUCGACCGCUUUGUGAAGUCAUGAUGAUGGAAAUGAGAGUCUUGUCAAGAACCAAUUAGUCAAAAUACUCAAGUUAUUGGGAGAAGAUUUAUUAUGGAUCUUAUACCACUCUCUUACACCCCUCGCCCCCCAGCCAACUCGUAUAGGAUUGAAAUUUGUUCAGACACUAGGCACCAUGUGCUUGCUAAUGGGGAGUUAUUGGGAUUCGAACAUAAAGUCUCUUAGUCACAAAAGGCUCUGAUACCAAACUUUGAUAUCAUAUCAAGAACUAGUUGGUUUUAAUAACUCGGGUUGUUGGGAAAAUGUAAAUUAUGGAUCUUUUACCGCCACUCCCUUACAAAUCCACCUUCGUUAACUAACGUUCGGUUUAGUAUAAUUUCUUGUUUAUGUUUUUUGUUUUCACAUGUGAAAAUAGACACCGAAAACAAAUUUGGUUAUGUUUUCGUUUGUUGUUCUGGUAACAACAGUUGGCAACACAACAAAAAUUAGUUGAAACCAGUAAAACCAUUCAUUCAAGGGAGUCUAUACCAAAUCUCACCACACCCACUUUCUAUGGGUUUCUUUUAAUGAGUAUUAAUGUCGUGUUACAUAAAAUCUAAGUAAUUAUGUGAGCUUUACGUAACUCUUUCGAUUUCACUGUUACGUAAGAAAUAACUAUCGUUCUAUAACCUUUACGUAAUGAGUAUUAACCUCAAUUUACGUAAAGUAUUAAAUUAUUACGAAAUUCUUACGUAACGCUUCUACUUCAAUAAGAAUUGAAAUAAUGAUAAAUAUGAAAAAGGAAAGAAAAAAAAAAAGAUAACUUGUGUGGGUGGUCAGCAACCCAUGUUGUCAUUGAUUUUUUUUAUUUUUUAACAAUGAUUUAAAAUAAAUUUGAUCGGAUUUAGAGGUAUACAAAUUUCCUAACUUAAAAUUAUACUCAAAUUAUUGUAGGAGUUACCUAUAUAUUAUACACCCAUGAACACAUUUCUUUUGCUUCCCCAACUCCGUUCCGUCGAAGGAAACGCAAGGAAGGAAGCCGAGACUUCAUUUCCUUUUUGUUUAUUUCUUUUCCCAGUCGGACAAAUUAAAGGAGCCGCAAAAAGGACGGACCCCGUACGUAACGUCUUCGUACCUUUUUCCUUCCACUGUCAGGAGGAGAAAUUCAUUCUUCCUGUAUCUAUAAACAGCCGAAUCUUACAAGUUCAACAAAAAGCAGCGACUUCUCAAUGAGUGAUGCAGCAAGAUCGUGGGCCGACCUUCCUGGAGAGGUCCUGAAUCUGAUACGACGGAGAUUGCUACGAAAGGAUUAUUCCAACUUCAGGGCCACCUGCAGCAGCUGGAACUUCAAAGCUGGCUUCGAUCCUCUUGUCUACGAGAAUGUGAAGUAUCCAUUCUUGCUGUGUUUUCCUAAAAGUAGUGAUGAUGAUGAUGAUGAUCAUUCAUACGCCGCCUAUUACAAAGCUUACUCUGCUGCAUACAACAAGACGUAUCACAUUCGCACGUCGUCCCAACUCCUGGUCGACGCACAUGUUUUCUACUCUGCUGAUGGCUGGUUGCUGCUGGGUAGAGGCCACCAGGCGUUUUUCUAUCACCCUUCCACCCAAGACAUGAUCAAGUUGCCGGUUAUUAGAACAGAUUGCAAGGUCCCCUUUGGUUGGAUGAAAAGCUAGGCCUACGUCCUCGGAUUGCUUGGUUCUUGGCGUUACACCUUCGAAUUCGAAAGAGAAGACGUGGUUUUCUUUCAUUCGACGAGGGCAACGCUCUUGGAAGCACUACCAAGUUUCCAACAGGAUGAGAGUACUGCUGCACAACCACAUAAUUCCUCAUCACAAUAACCUGAAUUCGGUGGCUAGGGUGAAAUAUUUUCGCAAGAUUCCAUGCGUCGGAGAUUUUUUGUGGUCCGAUUCAACUUGUUCCCCUGUGUACUACAGAGGAGCGUUCUAUUGUUUAGCUCGAGACGGGAGGUUGGGAGUACUUGUCGAUCCCGACGAAAAGAGAGAAAACAAGAAGAAGAUGUGGAGGAUAUUUGAUUCGACAAAGAAAUUAGAUUCGUUCAUGGACGACCCUGGCAAUCGGGCUUAUCUUGUGGAAUGCAAAGGAGAGUUGAUCUCGAUCGUGGUGGCUCCUAUGGGAGAAUUCGUAAGAAUUUUCAAAUUUUACAAUCGCACAAAAGUGUGGCGGGUUGCUUAUGGGCUUGGAGAUCAAACGAUUUGUUGAGUCCUGUUGGGUGCUUAUCGAUACCGUGCGGCGACGACAUGCAAAUCCAAAGCAAAAAAGAGUUUUAGAGAGAGAGGGAGAGAGAGAAAAAAAAAGAACAAAGAACAAACCCUAGGUUAGAUUUUGAAGAGAGAGAGGGACGAGAUAGGUCUAGUACAAAGCGGCGAAACCCCUACUUUGGUACUUCCUCUCUCAGAGAAGAACGGAAGUGGAUUGUUGACUUGUUGUACGCUUGGUACUUUUAGGUUUUUAAUUUUUAUCUUUUACUUUCACUCUCACACUCGUCAAUCACCCAAAACCACGUUGAUUCCGUAUUAUUAUUUUUUUAUUUUGCCACAGAUAUUUAUUUUUACGUUGCUUAUAUUCUUUCUUCAGUUUAUUUCAUUUCAUUUAAAAUUAGACUUGUAUAUUCCCUUCCUAAAAUAGCCAUUUCCAUAUUUCACAAAAGUAAAUCAGAGAGAUUAAAGAAAUAGUAAAUAAGAACAAUUUCG